Messenger RNA from Cryptomeria japonica (Japanese cedar), 702 nucleotides. RefSeq lists its product as uncharacterized. The record is from RefSeq and is a predicted model, not a curated record. Bases 1 to 702 code for a protein of 233 amino acids. The transcript has a single exon. NCBI's taxonomy places the organism in Eukaryota, Viridiplantae, Streptophyta, Pinopsida, Cupressales, Cupressaceae.
AUGGUUGAAGCUUUAGGUCGGAUGAUUAAAUCUCUUCACCGUGAUGGUCGUUGGUUGGGUGUCAAUGUGGCUACAGGAGUUGAACAUUCAACCCACUUGCAAUUUUCUGAUGAUACUAUUCUUUUUGGAGCCUCUAGCAGAAGAGAGGCAAGGAUUAUAAAUGCAUGCCUGAAUGACUAUUGCAAGGCAUUGGGGCAAAAAAUCAAUUGGAACAAGUCAGAAGUUUUCUUUAUCAACAUGAUGUCGAAUAUGCAAGUUGUCCUAUCAAGAAUCCUCAAUUUAAGAGUGGCAAACUUUCCAGGUAAAUUCCUUGGGACUCCUCUUUUUAGUGGUCAUAAUAAGACUUGCUAUUGGACACAUCUUAUUGAGAAAUGUAAAGCUAGGCUUGAAAAUUGGAAAGGGGAGUGGUUAUCAUCUAUCGGUAAGCUUACUAUGAUAAAAUCAGUCCUCUCUGCCAUACUGGUUUUCUCCAUGGCUUGCAUGAAGCUACCAGUUGCCAUGGAAGAUGAGUUAAUUACUAUAAUGAAAAUUUUCCUUUGGAAUGGAUCGAAUGACAAAGGGAAUUUUCCACUUAUUUCCUGGGGAAAAAUAAGCCAACCAAAAAAUGCUAGGGGUGCUAGCAUUCGACAAAUUUCUAUUAUGAAUUUGGCUAUGGGAGCAAAAUUGGUGUGGGAAAUUUGUAGAGGCGGUAAUCAGAAGUAG